Molecule: messenger RNA, 390 nt
Organism: Neopelma chrysocephalum (saffron-crested tyrant-manakin)
Lineage: Eukaryota; Metazoa; Chordata; Aves; Passeriformes; Pipridae
Product: regulator of G-protein signaling 11-like
Exons: 5
Biological process (GO): intracellular signal transduction; regulation of G protein-coupled receptor signaling pathway
Source: RefSeq, a predicted model, not a curated record
AGGGCGCGGGGCGCGCACCCGCGAUGACCAUCGGCGGCCCCCGCGGCCGGCACCCCCGCCUCCAGAUGCCCUGUCUGCGCAAGAUGGAGAGGAUGAUCGUCAGCAUGCAGGACCCCGACAUGGGCAUCAAGAUGAGGAACCAGCGCUUGCUCAUCACCGUCAUCCCCCACGCCAUGACAGGGAACGACAUCGUGGAGUGGCUCAUCCAGAAGUAUGGCAUCUCCGAGGAGGAGGCGCUGCACCUCGGCAACCUCAUCGUGAAGCACGGCUACAUCUACCCGCUCAGAGACCCCCGCAGCCUGGUGCUGCGGGCGGACGAGUCUCCCUACCGCUUCCAGACCCCCUAUUUCUGGACCAGCACCAAGUGGCCGGCCACGGAGCUGGACUACG